AGCACAGCUGUGUGUAAGCCAGGAUGCGUGUGCACAUGUGAUCAUGUCCAGGGAAUAUCACUGUGGCAUCCCACACCCAGAGACUCCCCGGAGCGACUAGGGACCAGCAGCCCAUGGGGAGCUUAGUAGGAGUCAAAUCCCAGCCCUGCUGCUGUGCUCUCUAGCGCAUUGUGAGGUGGCCUGGAGGAGGCAGAGGCCAGGAGGGAGAGGUCCCAGGAGCUUGUGAAAUGGAUUUGGCCUGGCUCCCAGCUGGGCAGGAGCACAGGACUCCAGGACACUGAGGACCUCGCCCGGCGCAUGGCCAGCACCCACCUGUGCUGGCGCCUGCCUGUCCAGGGCUGACCAGGGAGAUGGCGCUGGCCCGGGGGCUGCUCCGCAUGGCCCUGCUGGCCCUGUGCUGGGGGUGCAGCCUGGCAGGGGAAGAAGAAACCGUCCCGAUGCAGACGCUUCGCUGCUACAAUGACUACACCAGCCACAUCACCUGCAGGUGGGCGGACACGCGGGAUGCCCAGCGGCUCGUCAAUGUGACCCUCAUUCGCAGGGUGAAUCACAGGGACCCCUCGGAGCCAGUGUCCUGCGACCUCAGCGAUGACAUGCCCUGGUCAGCCUGCCCGCAUCCCCACUGCGUGCCCAGGAAAUGUGUCAUUCCCUACCAGAGUUUUGUCAGCUCUGACACUGACCGCUUCUCAUUCGAACCAGACAGGCUUCUGGGCACCCAGCUCACCGUCACUCUGACCCAGCAUGUCCAGCCUCCUGCGCCUAAGGACCUGCAGAUCAGCAGUCACCAGGACCACUUCCUGCUAACCUGGAGCGUGGCCCUGGGGGGCCCCCAGAGCCAGUGGCUGUCCCAGGGGGACCUGGAGUUUGAGGUGGUCUAUAAACGGCUCCAGGACUCUUGGGAGGACGCGGCCACUCUCCUCUCCAAUGCCUCCCAGGCCACCCUGGGGCCAGAGCACCUCAUGCCCAGCAGCACCUAUGUGGCCCGAGUGCGGACCCGCCUGGCCCCAGGUUCUCGGCUCUCAGGACGUCCCAGCAAGUGGAGCCCAGAGUUUCAGUGGGACUCCCAGCCAGGGGAUGAGGCCCAGCCCCAGAACCUGCAGUGCUUCUUCGACGGGGCCGCCGUGCUCAGCUGCUCCUGGGAGGUGAGGCGGGAGGUGGUCAGCUCCGUCUCCUUUGGCCUCUUCUACAAGCCCAGCCCAGAGGCAGGCUCUGCCGUGCUCCUCAGGGAGAAAGAGUGCUCCCCAGUGCUGAGGGAGGAGUUCGGCAGCCUCCACAUCAGACACCACUGUGGGAUUCCCGUGCCCGACCCCAGCACCCGCGGCCGGUACAUCGUCUCCGUUCAGCCAAGGAGGCCAGAGAAACACAUAAAGAGCUCAGAGCACAUCCAGAUGGCCCCUCCGUCCCUCACCAUCAGCAAGGAUGGAGACAGCUACAGCCUGCACUGGAAAGCAAUGAAAAUGCAAUACGAGCACAUAGACCACACAUUCGAGAUCCAGUACAGGAAAAACUCCACCACGUGGGAGGACAGCAAGACCGAGACCCUCCAGAAUGCCCACAGCAUGGCCCUGCCAGCUCUGGAGCCCUCCACCACGUACUGGGCCAGGGUUAGGGUCAGGACCUCCCGCAGCGGCUACGAUGGGAUCUGGAGCCAGUGGAGUGAGGAGCGCUCCUGGGAAACUGAGUGGGCGCUGCCCGUGUGGGUGCUGCCGCUCGUCGUGGUGCUCCUUACCCUCACUGUGCUCGUGGCCCUCCGCUUCUGUGGCAUCUAUGGGUACAGGCUGAGCAGAAAGUGGGAGGAGAGGAUCCCCAACCCCAGCAAGAGCCACCUGUUCCAGAACGGGAUUGCAGAGCGGCGGCCUCCAGGCAGCCUGGCGGCCUUCGCCAGCAGGAGCCCCCCAGAGCAGGGGCCGUGGAACAGCCACUUCUCUGAGCUGGAGGGAGUGUUCCUUGUAGGAUUCAAGGACAGUGAGGUGUCACCUCUCACCACAGAGGACCCCAAGCAUGUCUGUGAUCCACCAUCUGGGCCUGACACGACUCCAGCUGCCUCAGACCUGCCCACAGAACAGCCCCCCAGCCCCCGGCCAGGCCCACCUGCCCCCUCCCACACGCCUGAGAAGCAGGCUUCCAGCUUCGACUUCAAUGGCCCCUACUUGGGGUCGCCCCAAAGCCACUCCCUGCCUGACAGCCUGUGCCAGCCGGAGCCCCCCCAGGCAGGUGGGAGCCAGAAGCCCCUGCCUCCAGGAUCCCUGGAGUACCUAUGUCUGCCUGCUGGGGGGCAGGUGCAGCUGGUCCCACUGGCCCAGUCGAUCGGGCAGGGCCAGGCGAUGGAUGUGGAGAGGAGGCCGAGCCGGGCGGCUGAGGGGAGCCCCUCCCUGGAGUCCGGGGGAGGCCCUGCCCCUCCUGCUCUUACCACAAGGGUGGGAAGACAGGACCGAGAGGACAGCCCUGUGGCUCUGCCCACAAGCUCUAAGGACCCUGAGGACCCUGGAGUGGCCUCUGGUUACGUCUCCUCUGCAGAUCUGGUAUUCCCCCCACAGUCAGGGGCCUCACCUGUCUCCCAGGUUCCCUCUCUGGGCCUCCCUGCAGACCAGACCCCCAGCUUCUGUCCUGAGCUGGCCAGUGGACACCCUGGAGCCCCAGGCCCUGUGAAGUCAGGGUUUGAGGGCUAUGUGGCACUCCCUCCAACUGAGGCCCAGUCCCCCAGGUCCCCAUUGAACAAUCUUGUCCCCUCGGAGGCCAGCAGCCCUGUCCUGAACCCAGGGGAGCACCGGGCAGAUGUAUCCCCAACAUCCCCACACUCCGAGGGCCUACUUGUCCUGCAGCAGGUGGGCGAGUAUUGCUUCCUCCCCGGCCUGGGGGCUGGCCCUGUCUCACCCCGGAGUAAGCCCUCUUCCCCGGGACCCUCUCCUGAGAUCAGGGACUCAGACCAGGCUUUGCAAGUCAAGAAGCCCCCAGGCCAGGCCAUGCCCCAGGUGCCCGUCAUUCAGCUCUUCAAAGCCCUGAAGCAGCAGGACUACCUGUCGCUGCCCCCUUGGGAGGUCAGCAGGCCUGGGGAGGUGUGCUGAGACCCUCAGACCUCGACAGGCGAGGGGACCGAGAGGGCUUGCCUUCCCUCCCGCCCGGGCUUCCUCAGUCAUUUCUGCAAAGUCAAGGGGCCGUCUCCUGUUGAGGUAGCCGGAGGCAGGCGUGGGAAAGGAGUCAGCCUUGCUCCGGCCCCCUUGACCUUCAGCAAAUCACUUCUCUUCCCACGCACAUGCACGCGCACACACGUACACGCCCACAUUUUUUCUUUCCGGUUAUUUUUAGCUUCUGAAUUAUUAGAGCUUUCUAGACAUACUCAUUCCAUCUCCCCUUCAUUUUCUUUUUUAUCGAGUUUCCUUGCAUUUGCCA
Messenger RNA from Cebus imitator (Panamanian white-faced capuchin), 3390 nucleotides. RefSeq names its product colony stimulating factor 2 receptor subunit beta (gene CSF2RB). The record is from RefSeq and is a predicted model, not a curated record. The transcript is spliced from 14 exons. Gene Ontology annotation, biological process: immunoglobulin mediated immune response; cytokine-mediated signaling pathway. Gene Ontology annotation, cellular component: external side of plasma membrane; membrane. Gene Ontology annotation, molecular function: protein binding; cytokine receptor activity. Lineage: Eukaryota; Metazoa; Chordata; Mammalia; Primates; Cebidae. The coding region runs from base 351 to 3065 and encodes 904 amino acids.